Molecule: messenger RNA, 566 nt
Organism: Macrobrachium nipponense
Lineage: Eukaryota; Metazoa; Arthropoda; Malacostraca; Decapoda; Palaemonidae
Product: armadillo repeat-containing protein 7-like
Source: RefSeq, a predicted model, not a curated record
CUACAUUAUGUUCAGCAGCUAUGAGAGGCUACAGAAGCGAUCUGGGAAGAAGGGAGUUGAUAGGUUUCAGUAUUUAAAGGAGCUCACAGAAGAAUUUUCUACUACAGAAAGCUCUGAAGCUAAAGAACAAGUUCUUGCUAAUUUAGCAAACUUUUCAUAUGAUCCCAUCAACUAUCAGUGGCUGCGAAGGCUUAAAGUAAUUGAUAUUUUUCUACACCAGCUCUCUGAAGGAACACUACCUCUGCGUAGGUUUGCUGCUGCUGGGAUUUGUAAUUUGUGUUUGGAUUUUGAAAAUAAGUCGUACAUCCUGCAGAAUGGGGGUGUACAACUGUUGACUGAAUGUUUGAAGUCAGAGGAUGAAUCCUUAGUUCUCUCUUCCAUUACCUCAUUGAUGUUCCUUGUCACACCUCAGUCUAACUCGGAGAUCACAAGUGAUAAAGUUGUAAAAUUAAUCACGAUUAAGGCAGAAGGAAACAAUCCUCGCAUCACAAACCUUGCCAAGAUAUUUUUGUCUGAUUAUCAUUAUCCAGUAAAGGAGGGCAAUUCAACCAAAACUGGAAUUUAGU